Molecule: messenger RNA, 1371 nt
Organism: Boeremia exigua
Lineage: Eukaryota; Fungi; Ascomycota; Dothideomycetes; Pleosporales; Didymellaceae
Product: nucleophile aminohydrolase
Exons: 4
Coding region: 1-1371 (456 amino acids)
Molecular function (GO): hydrolase activity
Source: RefSeq, a predicted model, not a curated record
AUGCCAUUCGGAAAUAGCAAGUACAGCAUUAUUCUCCACGCAGGGGCCGCCGAAUCAUGGCAUGGCAAUGCAGCCGCACACGAAAACAGCGUGAAUUUUGUGAGGGCUCUGAUUGAGAAGGGGAAGUCCGACUUGCACAAUGGCGCCGUGGCAGUCGACGUUGUUACAGAGAUUACUGCAGCGCUGGAGGAUUAUCCAGACUUCAAUGCUGGAAAGGGCUCUGCACUCAAUCUAGAAGGAUUUCACGAGCUGGAAGCGGCUGUCAUCGAUGGCAAGACCAGCGAGUACCGGGCAGCUGUCGGGUUGCGUCGUACCAAGAACCCCGUUCGCCUUGCCAGAUCUAUGUUAUCAUCAGCAGACCUGUGUUUCCUAGCCGGAUCCGUGGCUGAUGAUCUAGCCGCCCGCAACGGGCUCGAAUUAGUGGAAAACUCCCAUUUCACCACGCCGAAGCGCAAGAGCUAUUGGGAUGCGAAUGUGACCAGAAUCAAUGCCACUGCUGAAAGCCAUGGGACAGUUGGAGCAGCAGCAUUGGACGUUUACGGCAACCUUGCAGCGGCAAACUCCACCGGUGGCACUAUGUUCAAGAGUGUCGGUCGAGUAGGGGACACGGCAAUUGUUGGUGCUGGGCUCUAUGCGGACGACGAGGUGGCAAUUGUGUGCAGCGGAAGUGGUGAAGCCAUUCUAAAGGCGACCGUUGCAUCUAGAGUCGCGGCAAACAUGCACAAGUGUGACUCUCUGAGCGAUGCAAUCAAAAUGUCCGUCCUCAAAUCGGCUCAACUAUUCCCUACCUCUUCUUGUGGCGUUAUCGCAGUCAAUCGGGAAGGCGACGUAUCAACCCAGUCCAAUAGCAGAAUCUUUGCGAUAGCGUCUGCAGGCUCACACACGUUAACCAGAGCAGGAGUCAUCGGGUCGACUAUCCCACUCCUUACUCAACACAUCUUCUUCGCAGAUCGUAACCUCACUGUUGGAGUGGCAAAGUAUCCCACGAUGCCAUAUCAGGUGACUGCUGAGAUAAAGCAGACAUCUGCCGUAGCAAGUCUGGGAUCAGAAUUAUUUCUUGACGUAUUUUCAAAAUUGCGCAUCGCUUCUAGAGUCCUGAAGCAUUAUUCCGGAUUAGCAGACUGCGGAUUAGUCAUGAGUACUGCAACUGAGGUUCAGAUUUAUCCGUUCACAUCGCCUCCUCACUUCACCAAUCGUUCAUCGCCAUACGAGACCGAGAACAGUCUCAUCUUCACACAUCGACUAGACGAUACCUUUGGCGCAGUAUUAAAUCUAACACCUGAAGAUGAGGAUGUUCUUGCACGCAUAUGCCUCAUUCCAAAAGGCGCUAGUCAUCAAACACAACAAGAAGCCCUCUUCACUAAGACUUAA